This is a messenger RNA of Mercenaria mercenaria, 2961 nucleotides long. RefSeq names its product reticulocyte-binding protein homolog 2a-like. The coding region runs from base 686 to 2320 and encodes 544 amino acids. Lineage: Eukaryota; Metazoa; Mollusca; Bivalvia; Venerida; Veneridae. The record is from RefSeq and is a predicted model, not a curated record. The transcript has 6 exons.
ACUGAUUUCACGGUUGCACAGAUGUCGGAUUAUAUACAAUACAGCGAAAAACAAUAUACAAUAUACAUAGAUAAAUACUGUUAAAUAAAUUACCAGAUGAUUAUGAACGUAAGCCAUCCAAUAAUGGUAAAUCUAUAAUAUAGAUUUACGUUUGUGUGUUUUUACAUGCAUUGACUAUUUGUAAUUUAGUUCCUGGUUUUAAAAGGGAACAUAAUGGCGAAUCGGACUUUUUUCUCACUAAGAUUUCAAUGUCAAAAUACAAAAUAAUUUUAGAACAAAUCGAUAUAUCGUUGUUAAAGUCGUGCUAAUUAUACAAUGGUUGUAUUAAUUACUGUUUUCGGCGGUCUUACACGAUAUCGAAAAUAGGAAUGUACAAUGUACAUGGACUGUGAUACGAAAAGUGUUAAGGGUGAUUGAUUAUUCGUUGAACGGGAGUACUUCACGGAAGACGAGUGUAAGGGGAAGUCAUAUUGUGUUUACAUUGGUUUCUUAGAACAGAAAAUAGAAUUCAGUGACAAUUGAGGACAAUAAUAUUUUCGUGGUCAUGGAGAUAUACAUUGUAAUCAAAUAUUUGAAUUAGAAGUGGGAUAAGACAUUUGAUAUUACGAAUGGAUACACUUUAAAGUGGGACUGAAUUUGGAUUUGACGUAUACUGGUGUAAAGGUUUUGGCGAAGUUUGUGUAAAAUGGGAUCCAGUCCCAGUAAGGAAGAUAAGACCAUUCAGACAAAAAGUAAAAAAUCCUUUUCAAGGAAGCAGUCGAAUUCUGACCGUAAUUAUACACUUGAUCAUCAAAACAAAACUCAGCAUUCGAGUAGUAAAGAUGGAACAUACCUUAUAAAAGAUCGAGAGAAAGGAAAUGGCAGUGACGAGACAAAGAAAGAACAUACUGAUCAUAGAACACGAGAGAACAAUGACUCUAACGCGGUAGGUGAUGGGGACGGACUGACAAAAGCUCUUCCUCAAAAUUCAACUGAAACUUUAGACGUUGACCCACGUUCACCAAAUCAAAUUAUUAAGGCCGAAAAAGCGAAAAAGGAGGAGGAAAAGGCAUUGAAAGAGGAAGAAGAAAAGCCUAAGAGGGAAGAGAUAGAGAAAGUUAGAAAAGGGAAAGAAAUUCAAAUUAUUAAGGCCGAAAAAGCGAAAAAGGAGGAGGAAAAGGCAUUGAAAGAGGAAGAAGAAAAACAGAAGAGGGAAGAGAUAGAGAAAGUUAGAAAAGGGAAAGAAAUUCAAAUUAUUAAGGCCGAAAAAGCGAAAAAGGAGGAGGAAAAGGCAUUGAAAGAUGAAGAAGAAAAACAGAAGAGGGAAGAGAUAGAGAAAGUUAGAAAAGGGAAUGAAAUUCUUCAACGUAUGAUAUCUAGUCUAAAAGACCAGUAUGAUGACAGUGAAAUGAAAUAUAGCUUACUGAAGAAGGCUGUUACGAUGAUGAAUACUCAUCAACAUAAAAUAAAUAGUACAGAAAAACAACUCUUUAAAUUGGAUAAAGAUGAACAGAAGCAAACAAGACUAAGAACUCUAAGACAGGAGAAAGCAAACCUUUUGCAACGUUUAUCUGAGAUUGCAUCAGCUCGACUGCGGCAUAACAAUCCCGACAUUGCAGAUCUCAGUGAUGAAAACAGAGCAACAAAACUUGCAGAGAGACUUUCUGAACUAUAUGAUAAUGAAUGGACAGAUCUUUUCGAAGAAACUAAAAAAAGGGCGGGUAAAAACGUCGAUGAAAGAACAAUUGCAGAAAAUCUUAGAGACAUCCUUAAGGUUUGCUAUGAAAAUUGUCAACGUAUCGCUGAGUGUCAGUUAAGUAAUUUAUUUGGUUGUUUACACAUGGACACAAAGAAAGAUCUCAAAGAGCCUCCCGCAGAGCUCAGACUUCGACUGAAGGAAUUCCAGAAGAAUUCUUCGCAUCAUUCUUUGAAAUACGUUCAGAAGAUCACAAUUGAUGGUGCCAACAGCCCUAUAAAGUUGCUGAAGAAAAACGUAGUUGUAAAGUGUUCUUCUAAGACGAAGAUCAAAUACAACUUAUAUGUAAACUUGUGCACUGAAAUCACGUGGCAUAUGCAAAUACAAGACCCACCUUUAGUUCUUGAUUUCGGCACGGAAACAAGUGAACCAUCCCGAUUCCGGCCAUAUACAAUAUCUGGUCCACAACUUGACUACAUAUUGUGGCCUGCAAUGUUAUUGCAUGGCAAUGGGGCUAUUGUUUCAAAGGGCGUGGCCCAAUUCAAAAAGGAACUGAAGAAUGAAAAAUUAAGUGAAGAUAGUGAUAAACAGCAUAAAAAUACCAACGCAAUACAAGACAUAACAGCAAAAUCAGACUGGGAGUAGACGGAAAUAUUCAAUAUACACAUUCUGUUUGGUUUUUUUUUAUAUAAAAUGAUUUAGAGGCAUUGUGUUAUUCCUGUGAGAAAUCUAUCACGCCUGUCUAUAUACAUAUAACAGGGUUAUUAUAACAGUAGCUCGAUCUGGGAUGCUGUAUUCGGCUCGAGUGGAUUUUUGCCAGAUCGGAUCUCACGAGGCGCGCAAGUGCCGAGUAGGAUCCGACCUUGCAAAAUUCACGAGGCCCGUUUAAUGACCCUUUUAUUAUAUACCUCUACCUUUUUGUUUGUUGUUUUGUUAUUGAACGAAAUCUUCAAUAUAUCGAUAUUAAAAUGGAACUAGGUGAAGGCUUUAUGUGUGCUAUUUAUAGAACUGUGUCAGGUCAUGCAGUAUUAAUGAAAGUAGUCCAGCAGCAUACAAUACAAAAGAUACUAUACGGAUUUUUUCUGCCUGUUCAUAUUUAAUUGUGAAAUACAAGCCGAAUUUUAUUUACAGAAUUUAUAUAGGUAUGUAAUAAAAUACUUUAUUGCACACAAGCUUCAAAUGAUCCAGAUAAAUACCACCCUUAUCUUGUAUUGUUUUUCCUUUCAGUUUAAAGCAACAUAGCACAUCACACUAUGGAAAUUUUAACAAUAAAGUUCUAAAUAUUA